This is a messenger RNA of Coccidioides immitis RS, 327 nucleotides long. RefSeq lists its product as uncharacterized. Lineage: Eukaryota; Fungi; Ascomycota; Eurotiomycetes; Onygenales; Onygenaceae. The record is from RefSeq and is a predicted model, not a curated record. The coding region runs from base 1 to 327 and encodes 108 amino acids. The transcript is spliced from 2 exons.
AUGAAGCUCUAUCAGACUGGCUUCUAUACAAAAUAUUGGUGGUUCACCUCCAGUAUUGAAUCCACUUGUGAUAUGAGCAAAUUAAAUGAUAAGAAAAUUCUCACAUAUGCUCUUACAGAACUUGAUUACAUUGAAAAAGAUCUCUGGAAGAUUUACUGUAAAAAUAACUUAUUAAAAAAUAACUGGAAUGAUCUCAAGAAAUUUCUAUAUGUGAGGCUAGAAGAUCCAGCAAACUCAGCUCUUGAAAAGAAUGCCUUGCAUGUGAAGUCUAUCAAUCCAGUUGGAAGUGCUUACAGAGAUAUAAAGACUAAUAACUCAAGACUGUAA